GCCUUGGUUGAACAAUAGAGGCUUCACACGGAGCCGGUCUCGCAGGGGAGGAGGAAGGAGGCCGUUGGGUGUUUGAUAUUGCAACUCUCUGAAGCGAAGCAGCACCGGCCCAGCUCGGGUGGGGGGUUUCUGGUCCUCUUCGGUGGCUCUGGGGGAUCGGACUUCUCAAUCGUUGGGCUCGGAGAUGGGCGCGCGGAGGAGAACCCUCCUUCUGGGGUUUGUCGUGGCUCUCUUUCUUGGAGUCGCCAUCUAUUUCCGCCUCUGGGCCAUCGACAACGAGUCCUUCUCCGCCGACGAUCGGGAAGUCCUGAGGAAACAAUUUGAACGUGCCAAUCUGGAAGCUAUGGAUGAAUCUGCUGAAUGGAGAAUGAAAUAUGACGGGGAGGUCGAGAAGUGUAGGCUGUUUCAGGAUGAACUCUUGAAGGUUAAGGCCUCAUUAACAAGCGCCACUAAGAGGCUUGCCAUGCUGCAAAAGGAAAACAUGAGCCUGCAGAAGCAAUUGGAGUCCUUGAAACAACAAAUUGGAGCCAAGGAACAACAUUGCAACUGCAAUCAAUCCUCGACCCAGCACCAACAAUAAGCACUAUGUGUACUCCUAGCCAUUAAAGAUAUCAUAUCAUAUUCCAAUCCAAAAAAAAAAAAAAACGUGUCCAGUAUCUCAAGCACACCUCAUAAGAUCGAUAUCGUAUUUCCCAGUCUUUCAAGCUUGCCUCAUCUGAUCUUAUAGAACGUGAGCAGCUAUUAAAAUUUCCUUGGUGAAUUGUCGACCCUAACAGGACUGCCACGCUGUACUAGAACUCUAUAACAGAAAGUGUUCUGCUUCUAAAUUUGAACAUGCAGGCAUUACAAUUGUUCUCAGAUCUUUUUCGGCUGUUCUGUGCCGGUUGGAAAUGUUUGCUACAUAGAAGUACGCUGCAGAGGAGAGAUUGUGGUGCUUGUGAAAAUUCUGUAAUUUUGAAAGGAUCUGAGUGAGAUGCAACAGACGUGGGGGGCUUUAUUUAGCAGGUUCGCGGAUCGAUCAUCUCAUUGUGCCAUGCAAGAUCCAUGAACCUUCUUUUUUGAUUUGUAGAAAUUAAAGAAUUUAGUUGUAAUUCAAAAUUAUGGUUUGCCAA
Molecule: messenger RNA, 1112 nt
Organism: Phoenix dactylifera (date palm)
Lineage: Eukaryota; Viridiplantae; Streptophyta; Magnoliopsida; Arecales; Arecaceae
Product: acyl-CoA-binding domain protein
Source: RefSeq, a predicted model, not a curated record